CUAUAAUUAUUUAUGAAACGUGCUUUAAAAUGGCGACUCUCGUGCGAGAUGUUUGCGCGGGAAUGAUAGUUUUGUCAUAAUUUAUAUUCUGAUAUAAGAGAUGAUAUCUGAUAAUGAUAUAUGAUAUGUAAUACAAUAAAAGAUUACUCUUAUUGCAUGUAACCAUGAAGAAACGUCAAUUGUCACAGAAGAAGAUUUCUGUCCAUAAUGUUGAAAAAUCUCAGACAAAAAUAUCAUCAUUUUUUACAAAAAUACCAAAGCCUGAGCUUUCAAGCAACAAUAAGACUGUAUCAAGUUCAAACUCAUCUCCAGUCUUGGUUGCAAAGAAAAGAAAAGAAGAAAAUAAAGACACGUUUGAAGAAGAAUGUAUAAGAAUUAAGAAAAAAUGUAAUGAAAGUAACAAUAUAUUGAAGGAAAAUGCAACAUUGCAUGAAGAUUCAUUAUUAUCUGUAACAAAAGAUUUAGAAGAUACAUAUGAUAAGUCUACGGAAAAUAAAAUAAUUUGUGAUAAUGCACGACUGUUAAAAAAAGUUGAUAAAGAAGUAAAUUCAGUGAAAACUAAACAUAAGAUAAAUACAUCACAAAAUGUUGCAAAUAUUAAAAAUACUUCAAAAGUCAUGGAUAAUAAUUAUGUUCUUAAAGAGAUACGAGAUCUUAAUACUACUACAUUAAAGUCAUCCUUACUUGCUGAAAUGCCUACCUGUAAAGAAAUUAAGUCACACCAUUUGAAGCAAACGGAAUCUUUUCAAAGCUUUAUGGAUGAAGAUGAUUUUGAUAAUUUAUUUGAUCAGGAAUGGCAGAUUAAUCUCACUACUUUGGAAAGGUGUAAAAUAAGUGAUAUCAAACAUGAACCGAGAGCUACUAUUCUAACAAUACAGCAUAUAGAAUCUGAAAAAACCGAUACUGUGGCAUGUUCUGGAUUUUGGAAACAUGUGCAAGUGAAAAUUGAUGAUAUUGUCAUGAUACAAGCUAAGAAAGAUUUGCAGCAGUGGAUUAUUGAUAACAAUAAUGGUUUCAUCAUCACGCAGCCUGAUAUAUUAAUAUCAGGCACGACAAUAACGAGCGGUUUAUUUUGCAAUAGACGAGCGGUGUUGGCCGAGAAGUUUAGGAAGAUAGAGUCGCUGCCAAGUUUGAAUGCUGAUUAUUCUGUAAUGACCAUAGGAUCUUUGGUUCAUCAGUGGCUACAGAAGGCGCUGCGGGAAAACAUCUCCACACUAUCCGAUGUGAUCAAGCUGCUUGAUGACAAUAUAUUACAAUCAAGAAACACGAUAGAGUAUCUCUAUUCAUCGGAAUUGUCGCUUGCAGAGUGUCGAAAACGCAUGAGGGAAUACGCACCGAGAAUUUUCGAAUUCAUUCAACAUUAUAUCAAGGGCAACAAGCAGCAAUGUAUAAGCAACUUGAAGAACAAUUUUCAAGGAAAUAUUUGUAAUAUACAAGAUAUUGAGGAGAACGUUUACAUACCGAAAUUAGGAAUAAAGGGAAGGAUAGAUGUAACAGCGGAGGUGAAAAUCAAUUCGAAAAGAAAAAUCAUGCCUUUGGAAGUAAAGACUGGAAAAGUCUCUUUCUCGAUGGAACAUAAGGGCCAAGUUAUUCUCUAUCUUAUGAUGAUGGGCUUUAGAGAUCAGGAUAUCGAUACUGGUCUUCUAUUAUAUCUGAAAGAAAACGCGAUGCAGGAAAUUAAAAGUAGUCAUCACGAGAAGAGGGAUUUGAUAUUGCUGCGGAAUACCUUGGCGCAUUAUUUUUCCAAACAGCCUGAAGAUUUUCAGAAUAUAAGUUCGGAGUCGGAUUUAAAAACGAUGGAACUGCCUGAGCCGAUAAAUCAUCGUGCAUGCAUCACGUGUCCUUAUCAAACUCUAUGUUGCACGUAUCUGACGAGGGACUCAAACGUGAAUUUGUCGUCAUCGCAUUUAUUAACGACGCCAAUGAAGGAACUACUGAACGAUUUUAAAUCUAGUCACUUGGAUUACGUUAUGAAGUGGAUCGCGUUACUGCAACUGGAAGAACUUUACGAGAACAAUAACAACAGUUUAAGCAACGUAUGGACAAUGAGUGCGGAAAAGAGAGAGAUGAGAGGAACAUGCAUCUGUAACUUGAAAGUCGUAAACAAAGUGAUGGAGCAAGACGAUAGAUAUCGACAUAAGUUUGCACGUGUUAAUAUCAAAGGCGAGACUAUUGAAAACGACGUGCUCAGCAGCUCAUUCGCUGAGAAUGAUUAUGUUAUCAUCAGUACGGACACAAGAGUUAACAUAGCCGCUGGAUUUAUAAUGCAUAUUUUGCAUGAUACUGUCACAGUUUUGUUAGACAAGGACGUUACGCGACAGAACGCUCAGUCUAUGUUUCAUAUUGAUAAAUACUCUUCCACAGGUCUGUCCACGUUCAAUUAUGCGAAUGUAGCUGGUUUGUUGAACAAUGACGAAGCCAUCGUCAGACUUCGGCGCAUCGUCAUCGACAGAAUACCAGCUACGUUUGUGAAGUUGCCUCGUUCAGUCGUGUCGACUAGCGCCGAAAUAAUAAGCGACCUCAACGAAAAUCAACGGAGAGCUGUGCUGAAGGUGGUGGCCGCCAACGAGUACGUUCUGAUAAAGGGUAUGCCGGGCACGGGAAAGACGCAAACUCUAGUAGCAUUGAUAGAGUUGCUGCAAGCAUUGGGAUCCAGUGUGUUGAUCACUGCACACACGCACAGCGCGGUGGAUAAUGUUCUGUUAAAAUUGCUAGAACGUAACAUUGAUUUUUUACGUUUAGGCUCGACGAAGCAGAUACAUCCUCUGUUGACGUGUAAGACUGAAGAAUACGCGUUGGCGAGUUGCAACUCGCCGGAGGACCUGGAGACGCUUUACAACAGCAAGCGAAUAGUCGGCGUGACCUGUUACGGCGCGUAUCACGCUCUUAUCAGAAGACGCACCUUCGACAUUUGUGUGGUAGACGAGAGCGCGCAGAUCAUGCAGCCUACGGUGUUGCGUCCGUUGUACAGCGCGCGGAAGUUUGUUCUCGUCGGGGAUCCGGAUCAGCUGCCGCCUGUUGUCAAGAAUAAAACAGCGGUGAGACUUGGCGGAGACGAGUCCCUAUUCAUCAGGCUCGAUAGCGACAACAAUACUGUCAAUCUGUCGAAACAGUAUAGGAUGAACGGAAGAAUCAUGAGACUGGCCAACGACGCGACGUACUGUGGCAAAUUGGCGGCGGCCAACAAGCAAGUGGAGAAUGCGACUUUAACUGGCGUCAACAUGAAGCAAACUCUUCCUUCUUGCGAAAGAUGGAUCAGAAGCGCACUUUCCAGAAACUUGGAUGACUCAGUGAUAGUGCUCGAUACUGGUAGCACUUACAACUUGAACGUAGAAUCUGCUAGCAAUAGAAGACACGAUCAGGUGUGUUCCAAUAUUUGGGAAGCAGCUAUUAUCCUGCGCCUCGUUCAAGUGCUCACUGAGGCAGGUGUAUACGGUAGAAAUAUAGGAGUUAUUGCACCUUAUAAUGCUCAUAUAAAUUUACUGAAAAAGAUUGUAAACAAGGAAGUGGAAGUGAACACUGUUGAUCAGUAUCAAGGACGCGAUAAGGACGUUAUAUUAUAUUCAUGUACAAAGAGUAUCGAAUGUGACACAAAGAAAGAAUUCGGGAUAUUAGACGAUCAGAGACGUUUAACUGUAGCUAUUACUCGCGCGAGACAUAAACUGAUUAUAAUUGCUGAUAAAGUCACUUUGAUGAGAUAUACGCCGUUUAAAAAUCUGUUUGACGUCAUUGAUGAAAAAAAUGUUAUAAGUUUACGCAAUGGCGAAGAAGACUUUGACUGGAAAAAUCUUAUUUCUAAAAUUGACAUUAGUAGUAAUGAUAAAAAGUUCAAAGAGUAAUCAAAAGAUAUAAUUUAA
Messenger RNA from Nylanderia fulva, 3857 nucleotides. RefSeq names its product DNA replication helicase/nuclease 2 (gene Dna2). The record is from RefSeq and is a predicted model, not a curated record. Lineage: Eukaryota; Metazoa; Arthropoda; Insecta; Hymenoptera; Formicidae. Gene Ontology annotation, cellular component: cytoplasm. Gene Ontology annotation, biological process: replication fork reversal. Gene Ontology annotation, molecular function: 5'-flap endonuclease activity; single-stranded DNA helicase activity.